This is a messenger RNA of Prunus persica (peach), 1265 nucleotides long. RefSeq names its product probable protein phosphatase 2C 24. Gene Ontology annotation, cellular component: nucleus; cytosol. The record is from RefSeq and is a predicted model, not a curated record. Lineage: Eukaryota; Viridiplantae; Streptophyta; Magnoliopsida; Rosales; Rosaceae. The transcript has 2 exons. Gene Ontology annotation, molecular function: protein serine/threonine phosphatase activity. The coding region runs from base 1 to 588 and encodes 195 amino acids. Gene Ontology annotation, biological process: protein dephosphorylation.
AUGAAAGGUACAGUGCUCCGGCCCGGUCCUCCACCAUCACCUCCACCAUCACCUGCUCAUCUUCGCUUCCAUAACAUUGUCAAUGGUGGCGAUUCUAGGGCCGUGCUCUGCCGAAAUGGCAAGGCGUUUCCUCUUUCGGUUGAUCACAAGCCGGAUCGUCCAGACGAGUUGAAGCGGAUCGAGGAGGCGGGUGGCCGGGUCAUAUACUGGGAUGGUCCACGGGUUCUUGGAGUUCUCGCCAUGUCAAGAGCCAUAGGUGACAAUUAUUUGAAGCCGUACGUGAGUUGCGAGCCAGAGGUGACGAUCACGGAUCGGACGGCGGAGGACGAGUGUUUGAUAUUAGUGAGCGAUGGCCUGUGGGACGUGGUGUCGAACGACACGGCGUGUGGGGUGGCGAGAAUGUGCCUGAGGGGGAAACGACUCGCGGCAGCGGAGGCGGAGACCGAUGGGUCGUCGUCGUCGUCGUCGGACAGGGCGUGCUUCGACGCUUCGAUGCUGCUGACGAAGCUGGCAUUGGCCAGGCACAGCACUGACAACGUGAGCGUGGUGGUCGUCGCCAGGAAGAAGGAGUGCUUGCUCUGGAAUUGAAGGCUAGGGAAAUGAAAUUGGGUUUCUGUUGAUGUGCCUGCUUGGUUGAACAGAUAGAUAUACUGAGUUUGUGUGUCGUUUAGAUUAGAUCUGUUUUAUAAUCUUCAACAGUGGCUAAAGGCUGAAGAGUGGAGGAGACAGAGAGACAGAGACCGAAGGGAGAUAAAGAUAAAAGGGCCGAUCGGAAUCUUUUUCUCUUUUUGGGUUCUGGGCUUUUUUUUUUUUUCUGUGGGAUUUAUUUUGAAGCAGUGGAGCAGCAGAGAUGGAUGGAAGGAGGGAGGGAUGAGAGAUCUGGGUUUCAUCAUAAAAUUCAGCUGGUAUUGUUUGAAAGCGAUUCGUGCUGAUAACGUGUUAUAAAACUAGAGAGAAAUUGGAGAGAAGGAAUAGAAGAGAAUGUUUUCUCUCAUCUGUAUAUUCGCUAAGUAGAGGGGGAAGGGGAUGCCAUAUUUAUAGGCAAGUAGAAGUAGGCUCCACAUUAUAAUUUACAACAUAUACCAUAAUUAUUGUAAUCCCAUCAUAUAUGGGUCACCCUUAAUUCUAGCAUAGCAGUAACUUAUUUCCUAGGAUAGCACUUUGUUGUAGCCAUAUGUACAUAUGUAUCUAUACAUUGAAUCAAUUAUCAAAUAAACAAUUCAUUCUCCAAUUUUAUUACAUUUUAGUCCUUGAAUUCGCAAAAU